AUGAACAAAAUUCUGGCAGCAGCAGAUAAUUUAUUGAUGGAGAGCAAAGAAAAUAAACAAAAAGAAAAAUAAUUUGAUUUGAUGUAUUAUGAAAUUUGUAGAAUGGCUUUGAAUUGGCAUAGCGAAAAGAUUUCUUUAAAUGAAAUGCCACAUAAUUCAGCACAGUAUCGACACAGGUUAUCCCAUUCAAACUACUUGGAGGGAAUUUCAAUAAAAUCUCAUAAUGGGUAUUUUCAAAAAUAAUCUUAAAGACUCCAACAUUUCAAUCAACAACUAAAGUAAAACGAAAAUAAAUCACCAAUUCUAGAUGUCUUAAUCAUAGACAUACUUAUAUGGUCUGCCAUACAUUUGAAUAGAGCAUAUUGGAGGAUGAUGGCUGAUCUAUUCACAAUAGAUUGA
Paramecium octaurelia is the source of this 399-nucleotide messenger RNA. The record is from the annotation of a GenBank genome assembly. NCBI's taxonomy places the organism in Eukaryota, Ciliophora, Oligohymenophorea, Peniculida, Parameciidae.